Molecule: messenger RNA, 2433 nt
Organism: Cydia splendana
Lineage: Eukaryota; Metazoa; Arthropoda; Insecta; Lepidoptera; Tortricidae
Product: protein ABHD18
Exons: 10
Coding region: 198-1922 (574 amino acids)
Source: RefSeq, a predicted model, not a curated record
GAAACGUAUUAAUGUGACAGAACAGCUGAGCCCGCUGAAAAAAAUAUUUAUUGUGUUGACACCACAUUCCUGCAUACCUCUCCCCAUCUAAAAAUGUGUUUAAUGUGUUGACACCGACCAUGCACGGGACAGCAACCACAAAUAUCAUCAAGUAAUCGUGUAAUAAUCUCAAGAUCCAAUCUACUUAUAUCACAAAAAUGUCAGCGAGUAGAUUGGAUGCAGUCUAUCGCAGUAUACUUAUUACAAAAUUUUUCACUAAAGGAUGGGGAAAGCCUGAAAAUUUACGUCGGUUAUUCGAGUUUAGAAAAGUAGUAUCGAACCGAGAUGAAUGCUUCAAGCUCGUUGAGAGAGACUAUGCAGUUACAAUCACCAAGAAACAAAAACUAUCAGACUGCACACUACUGGAAGGGUACUUUAUAUCACCACUGCACCGCUAUCUGCCCGGGAUAGUGCCAGAAGUGGCUCAGAAGGCCCACUUCCAGGUGCUCCUGCCUAUCCACUGGCCAGAGAAGGGAGUUAAACCCAUGUGCUUGCAUCUGGCUGGUACCGGUGACCAUUUCUUCUGGCGGCGCCGGAAUCUGAUGGUGAAGCCGCUCAUCAAAGAAGCUGGCAUUGGCGGCAUCAUCCUCGAGAACCCCUUCUACGGCCUCCGGAAACCGACGGACCAGGUGCGGUCAUCUCUCCACAAUGUGUCAGACAUCUUCGUGAUGGGUGGUUGCCUCAUUCUGGAAUCACUAGUUCUGUUCCACUGGUGUGAGCGGAACGGACUCGGUUCUCUCGGCGUCACCGGACUGUCCAUGGGCGGUCAUAUGGCGUCGCUAGCAGCUACAAACUGGCCGAAACCCCUGGUGCUGGUGCCGUGCUUGUCCUGGUCAACCGCGUCUGCAGUGUUCCUACAGGGUGUCAUGUCACAAUCAAUAAACUGGGAUUUACUAGAAGACCAGUACCUCUCGGACGGCGAAUACCGCGAAAAACUCAGCAAAAUGGUCACCAUCGUCGACGAGGCUUUUCUAGCGGGAAAAAAAUUCGCACAGACCUACCACCCCUCCACCCAUCCCGUCUCCACCACCGUUGACAUGGCUAAAAAACUUGACGUAACUUAUAAGGAGACCAAUUCAGAAAACCCAGACAUCGUAGAUAUGACAAAGAGUAUGGUGGAGUCAAAUAAAAAUGUGCCAAAGAAAGAAGCGAAACCUUAUCCGAGGGAGGCUUUGAUUCAAGAGAUGCAGAGGCUUCUGGACGAGAAGAAAAUCAGUCAGCAGUUGUAUGAGAAGUUGUUGUCGAACGACAAGUUUGAGUUGAGGCCGCAGGAUAUUGACGAUAUCAACAAGUUGACGGAGGACAAGAUUAAUGAGAUAUUGAUGAAGUGUAAAAUUGCCGAUUUAAGGUCAAUAGGUAUUGUUGAAAACAAAACCGAACCAGCCAAAACCGGCCAACAGACCACUGGCGCCCAACCUAUUUUAAAACCACCAACACAACUCCAACCAGUCCCAGAGACCAAACUAGUAAAAGCCAAGAGUAAGUCCUGGACAGUCUCGGAGAUAACGUCGGAUCUGUGGUCCAAUCUGCCUUUCAUGAAGAGUAAGAGCGAGAAGAAGAUAGACUGGAGCAAGGUACAUUGGAGGGACAGAGAGGCACUGCAGUUCAUGAGAGGGAUCAUGGAUGAGUGCACGCAUUUAAGUAACUUCUCUGUGCCGUAUGACACUUCGUUGAUUAUUGCUGUGUGUGCGAAACACGACGCGUACGUACCAAGAGACGACGUGGGUACACUAGAGGAGAUCUGGCCCGGCGCUGAGGUGCGCUACGUGGACGCCGGUCACGUGUCCGCCUACAUCUUGCACCAGUCGCUCUUCAGGGCUUGCAUAAAAGAAGCAUUUGAAAGGUCAAAGAAAAAAUGGAAAGACGGCAAACAUAUUAACUGACGGUAGCUUUCACCUCAAACUAGAACUACAUAGUAUCUUCAAUAGGUAGCAAAUAUUCUCACUGUAACAACUAACUGGGCAUGGUUAGACCUUAUGCUUUUAUUAAUAAGGUUUACCAAUGACCAGUUACUUGUGACAACGAUGAUAUAUGCCUGAUUAAGGCGGUAUUCACAUUGCGGAUCCGCUUCCCGCUCCGGUGUGCAAGCGAGACAUCGCUAUUUAAAUCCAUUAUGCUGUCUCGCUCAUAUACUGGAGCGGAUUGCGGGUGCGCAUCAGUGGUAACCGCGGUACUUUUAGAUUAAUCGGUAAGCAAAGAAACAUAUUUUCAUAUUGAAGCUAUAAAAGCCAUAUAUAGGUGUGAUACGAAUUACGAAUACGAAAUUAUGCAAUAGCCUCCUAAGACCCAAGAUCCUUCUUAUAGUACUUCAACAGUUCGAUGAAAUUUAAACCAUAUUCAAAUGGAACAGAGUCGCUUUUGCUUUGUUUCGUUGCAUUUUCAAACAACGCAAAA